This is a messenger RNA of Salvelinus fontinalis (brook trout), 1527 nucleotides long. RefSeq names its product transmembrane protease serine 4-like. The transcript is spliced from 13 exons. Gene Ontology annotation, cellular component: membrane. The record is from RefSeq and is a predicted model, not a curated record. Gene Ontology annotation, biological process: proteolysis. NCBI's taxonomy places the organism in Eukaryota, Metazoa, Chordata, Actinopteri, Salmoniformes, Salmonidae. Bases 153 to 1451 code for a protein of 432 amino acids. Gene Ontology annotation, molecular function: serine-type endopeptidase activity; protein binding.
GCUGUUUUUAGAGCUUGGCAGAAGCCUUACCUGAUUUUUCCUGAGAGCAGCUGAUAGACAGGACAGCCUGGUGGGCACACUGAUUCACACACACUGCUGUUCGGAGCAUCAAGCACAAGCCCACACAUCUAGACCUGUCUCGAGCUCUGAUCAUGCCUCAACACCAGAAGAGGCAGGUUACAGUGGCCCGGAGGGACCAGGGGGCUAAGAAGAAGAUGACCCUGAUCACUGUGUGUUGUGUACUGGUCACACUUGGGAUAUUGGCAGUGGGUGCUUACUUCAUCUGGUGUCUUGUCGACAGCAAGUUCUUCUUCUGCUCCCAGUCAUUGAAGUUCAUCCCUGUGGCGAUGGUGUGUGAUGGGAAAGCAGACUGUGCUGGUGGAAAGGACGAGCUCACAUGUGUGUCCAGCAAGCCGGCCAACGCCACCUUCCCAGUGCGUUUGGUGGGUGAGAGCAUGGUGCUACAGGUGUUCAGGGUGGAGGCUGGGUGGAGCACUGUGUGUGCAGACGACUGGGGAUUGAGCGACACCCGCAGGGCCUGUCAGCAUCUGGGAUACACACUGAACCCUAAAAGCAAUAGACUGGAUAUCACCAGCCUACACCACUCACUGGGAGAGUCCUUCAGUGCAGUAAGAGCAAGAACUAAGGGUCCCCUUCACACUGCACUCAUCAGCAGACAAACCUGCAUCUCAGGCUCUGUCAUAGCUCUAUCCUGCUCAGACUGUGGGGAUGCGGUGGGGCAAGACCGGGUGGUGGGAGGUUCUGACACCACCAUAGAUGAGUGGCCGUGGCAGGCCAGCCUGCAGAAAGACAAGCAGCACGUCUGUGGAGGCUCCCUGGUCUCCCUCACCUGGCUUAUCACCGCUGCACACUGCUUCAGCCGUGAUGGGAAGGAUCUGAACCUCUGGCAAGUGGUGCUGGGUAGGACCCACCUGAUGUCUACUGGUGGGAUUUCUGUAGCAGCCAUCAUAAUCAAUAAAGAUUACAAUGGUUUCACUCACGACUAUGACAUCGCCAUGCUGAAGCUCACCAGGCCUGUCACUACCGGAGACACCCUCCGCCCAGUGUGCCUGCCACCCCAUAGCCUGCCUCUGAAGGCAGGGGACCCCUUGGUGGUGACUGGCUGGGGCUUCCAGCAGGAGAAAGGUAAAAUCUCCUCAAUUCUGCAGAGUGCCACUGUGUCUCUGAUUGACAGGAAGGUGUGCUCCCGCCCCUCCAUCUACGGCCCCUCACUCACUCCCAGAAUGCUGUGCGCAGGGAACAUGGAGGGCAAAGUGGAUGCGUGCCAGGGUGACAGUGGGGGUCCACUGGUGUUCCUAUCCAAGUGUUGGCAGCUGGUGGGGGUGGUGAGCUGGGGGGUGGGCUGUGCCCGCCCGGGGAACCCUGGGGUCUACUGCAGCGUAGAGCAGCAACUCAACUGGAUCUACUCCAUCAUGGAGAUGUACUCCUAAAAAUCCAGUUUCUCUCCAAGAUGACUCUCUCUCAAUGAGCGCUGAGUGAGUCUGGCAAACAUUCACUCAAAGGACC